Molecule: messenger RNA, 357 nt
Organism: Ostreobium quekettii
Lineage: Eukaryota; Viridiplantae; Chlorophyta; Ulvophyceae; Bryopsidales; Ostreobiaceae
Source: the annotation of a GenBank genome assembly
AUGCGACGAGCUGUACAGAGGUGUUCGAAAUUACAGCGAUCUCAGGAAAAUCCCCGGGCCCUGAAUGUGCACUACGAAACUUUGGAGAAAGACUACGAUGAUUGCAUGGGGAGAGCGUUUGAUCACCUUGGUCUAUCUGGCAGUUAUGGCAAGGAGAACCUGUUGAAGGUGGCCAGGAAAUUCGAUUUGCAGAGAAUGACGGAAGAAAAUCGCAGCAAAUACGCCAUUAGUCUUCUUACUACAGAGCAGAUUAUACAUAAUUCCAGUAGAGUGCAAGUCCAAUCGGCAAUAGAUACAAAUGCAGAGGUGGGGACGGCAAAUAAGCAGAUGGCGGAACUUGCAGGGUACUCCAGAUAG